UCAGCGUCUAAGAUUUGGACACUCAGAUAUACAAAUGCAUAAAUAUAUACUCAUAUGGAUAAAUAAACCCAGUUAUUACAGUCUUGAAUUCUUGAAAAUUAAUGGCACUUCUCUAUCGAAUACCCUUGAGUCUCUUAUCUUUGAACACCCUUCAUGAUUAUCCCACCACAAAUCCAACUUGUAAUUCUUUCAAAUUCGCACAACCCAUCAGUUAUUACUCAAAUUUAAGACCAAAGAUCACGUCUUUUUGCCAAAAUAAGCUCAAAAAUGGGGUCUUGAAAUAUGAAAAUUUGAGUUUCUUGGGAGAUAAAGCUGGGAUUUUGAAGGGUGGAGCUAGUAAUAAGAAAAAAAGAGUGGUCUUGGUGAGAUCAAAUGGAGGGCCAGGAUUUAAUGGAGGAGGGUUUAAGGUUGAUAGCAGGAUUUUGGGUAAUAUUGCUUUAGCUGUUGGCUUGACUUAUCUUUCUGCUACUGGACAGCUUGGUUGGAUAUUGGAUACAAUUCUCUCUGUUUCGCUUCUUGUUGUGAUUAUACCAGUUGUUGGAAUAGGAGCUUUUAUCUGGUGGGCUGGAAGGGAUGUAGUCCAAGACACUUGCCCAAAUUGUAAAAGUGAAUUCCAAACUUUCAAGUCUAUGCUAGGUGAAGAUGCACAGCUCUGCCCCUACUGUGGUCAACCUUUCUCUGUGGUUGGUAACAAGUUUGUACAGGAUCCUGUUAACUUUUCAAGUCAGUCUACACCAUUUGAUCAAACAUAUGAUGACUUUUCUCCUCGUUCGACAAAAGGAAAGGGUUCCAAAGCAAUUGUAGAUAUUGAAGCGGAAGUAGUAGAUGCAGACUGAGUAACCUUCCAGCUGCAACGAUAUGGAUAUGGCAUUUCCGGUCUGUUCUCAAGUGUUGUAACUUGUAUAUUACUGACUCAACGAGAUAUAUUGAUAUUGAAAGAUGAAGUCAAUUGUGAGCAGGACACUGUCGUGCUCUGACCAGGCUUGCAAUACUGGAGGCAUUGAGUCAGGAAGCGGAGCCUGCAAAGUUUGUCACCAUCCAAUACUGUAUUGUUCAGGACAAAGAUGUUAUAUAUGUCGGUGCAAACCCUAGAUGGGUUUAUGCUUUGGCGGCAUAGUUUUGCUGUAAUAGUAAUGUUGUCCUUUUUAACAUAGUGAUGUAAUAAUUUAUGUGAGUAAAGAUUUGUUCUAUAAACAUUAUAUAUUUAUAUUAUUUGCUUCACAGCAUAAUUUUAUAA
This is a messenger RNA of Daucus carota subsp. sativus, 1237 nucleotides long. RefSeq lists its product as uncharacterized. The coding region runs from base 102 to 836 and encodes 244 amino acids. The transcript has 7 exons. Lineage: Eukaryota; Viridiplantae; Streptophyta; Magnoliopsida; Apiales; Apiaceae. The record is from RefSeq and is a predicted model, not a curated record.